AUGAACCUCGGUUCAGUUCAGUAACCAACGACCAAAACACCCGCCCACCACUUGCCAGUAGUGCUCAAAUAAAUCAUGAUGACCCUCCACGCGCAUCCCGGGGUCUCCAUACUCCUUCAGAGGGUCAGUGGUCGCCGUUCCUGUGUCCCUGCUUGAACCUCACAGUACUGGUUGUUUGCUUCAUCGUCUCCUCCUGGUGUUCUGAUCUACUCACUGUAGUGUACUGCAAUACCUUCAUUCCGCAUCAGCUAGACAGCCCAUCCCACCCCUAUACGACGUACGUCUGUAUACUGCGCAUCGCUGUAUAGCCGGCAGCUUUCUCAUCAUGUCCCCAACCCUCACCCGCGCCGAAGUGGCCAAGAACAACACCGACGAUUCAUUAUGGUGCAUCAUCGACCACAAAGUCUACGACCUAACCGAGUUUGUUGACGCCCACCCCGGCGGGAGUGUGGUGCUGCAACAAUUCGCCGGCCAAGACGCCACAGACGCCUUCUACAAUCUCCACCGUCAAGAAGUCCUACAAAAGUACGCGACUUUGUGUAUCGGUGUCCUCGACGGUGAAAAGCCCGAGGUCAUCGACCCGAAGCCGGGCGAUAUAAGUUCCGUACCCUACGCGGAACCGCUAUGGCUGGCACCAGCUUUCAAGAGUCCCUAUUACAAUGAAAGUCAUCAUAAAUUGCAGCGGGCGUUUCGCAAGUUUGUCGACGCAGAUGUCUACCCGGAAGCACAAGCCAAGGAGGCGGAUGGGACGUAUAUAAGUCAAGAGCUGGUUGAUAAGAUGGCGGCGAAUAACAGUUUGGCUAUGCGCUUGGGGCCCGGGAAACACCUUGCUGGCCUAACAUUGCCUGGCGGCGUCAAGGGUGAAGAAUUCGACUAUUUCCACGAUUUGAUCGUUGCGCAGGAACUCUCGCGGGCGGUGGCACGAGGGUUCCAGGAUGGCAAUAUGGCCGGGAUGAUGAUCAGUUUGACGGCGGUGAGACAGUGGGCUAACGACUCCAGUUUGAGGGAUAGAGUGACGGAGGAGUGUUUGACUGGCAAAAAAUUCAUGUGUCUGGCAAUCACUGAAGCUUUUGCCGGAUCGGACGUCGCUGGCAUAAGGACGACGGCGACCAAGACUGAGGAUGGGAAACAUUAUAUCAUUUCUGGUACGAAGAAAUGGAUCACAAACGGCAUGUUCGCCGACUACUUUGUCACCGGGUGCAAGACAGAGAAGGGGUUUUCGGUGAUAUUGGUGCCCAGGGACGACAACAUCGAGACGAAGCGGAUCAAGACAAGCUAUUCAACGGCCGCUGCAACCACAUUCAUCCAAUUUGACCAUGUCAAGGUGCCGGUAAAUCAUCUACUGGGCAAAGAGGACCAGGGCUUUAUCGUGAUCAUGAGCAACUUCAAUCACGAAAGGUGGGCGAUGGCGUGCUCUGUGAUUCGAUGGAUGCGCACCGUCGUCGAAGAGUGUCUGAAAUGGACGCACCAGCGCGUCGUGUUCGGAAAACCACUCAUCACCCAGCCCGUUAUCCGGCAGAAAUUGGCCAAGAUGAUAUCCCUGACUGAAGCGUGCCAGUCGUGGUUGGAGAGUAUCACCUACCAGAUGAACCAGAUGGACUAUGCGCAGCAGUCGAAACUGCUGGGUGGGCCGAUCGGGUUGUUGAAGUCGUAUGCGACGAGGUGUGCGCAUGAUGUCGCGGAUGAUGCUGUCAAUAUCUUUGGUGGGAGAGGUAUCACGCAGAGUGGCAUGGGAAGGGUGGUCGAGCAGUUCCAUCGGACGUACAAGUUUGAUGCUAUACUCGGUGGCGCAGAGGAGGUGCUUGCUGAUUUGGGUGUGAGACAGGCCAUGAAGCAGAUGCCAAAAGCGAUGCUGUGAUAUUUGUCAUGGAGAGUGACGAUUUGUACAAUGAAUGCACAUGUUUUGCAGCCUUGUGGCGGUCGACGGAAGUCACUGCUGGUUACAGUAAGAUUUGUGGCAUAGAAUUCGGUGUAGAUGCACGACUGGUUACGGUCAGCUGAGGUAAGCACGGCUGAGGUACAGUAGAUGCAGGUGCCAUGAUGUGCCGUCCCAAGUAGGUGAUACAGUAUAGAGUAGUAGUACUCGACUUAGGUUGCGAUGGACAUACCCUGCAAAAGCGUGCGGUCCUUCUGUAGGUACAAUUUCAUGCUCACGGAAAAUUGGAUGUCUGGUGGUGGGCAAGACAAUCAUCAGGCCCCC
This is a messenger RNA of Exophiala viscosa, 2200 nucleotides long. RefSeq names its product acyl-CoA dehydrogenase. The record is from RefSeq and is a predicted model, not a curated record. Gene Ontology annotation, biological process: fatty acid beta-oxidation using acyl-CoA dehydrogenase. The coding region runs from base 326 to 1858 and encodes 510 amino acids. The transcript has 2 exons. Gene Ontology annotation, molecular function: flavin adenine dinucleotide binding; acyl-CoA dehydrogenase activity; heme binding. Lineage: Eukaryota; Fungi; Ascomycota; Eurotiomycetes; Chaetothyriales; Herpotrichiellaceae. Gene Ontology annotation, cellular component: cytoplasm.